AUAAUAUAAUCAUUAUAAUGGUACGAAUGGAAUCCCUUGGGUUCAUAAAAGCUUAUGCAAGAUCGGCGUUUAGAUGCUGGUCUCCGGCGACGGGAUCACCUGAUGGAAUUGGCUCUAGACGUAACGGUGGAGGGAGAGAAGGAAGUCGAUUAAAUUUCUCGUCGAGUUCGACAUUGGCUUCUACAAGGGUUGCCGGAGGGAGUCUGCCGGAGAGAAUUCGUCGGAGAAAAAGUUUGUCAGUCGAUGCGGAGUGGCUGCUGGAGAAAGGAAGAGAGAGAGAG
Linum tenue is the source of this 281-nucleotide messenger RNA. The record is from the annotation of a GenBank genome assembly. NCBI's taxonomy places the organism in Eukaryota, Viridiplantae, Streptophyta, Magnoliopsida, Malpighiales, Linaceae.